GCCUCAUGGCCCGAAAACAAAUAUGGUAGAAUAUGCCUGAAUGGUCUUUGCAUCUCGUAAGACCCGGUCAAGCCUCGCUUUGCCAUGCUCUCUCUCAACAUGCGAUUACUGCAACAUUUCCCCUUCAAGCCAUCGGAUCUAAGUUUGUUGCUGCAAGUGCCUGUUGCACCCCGACCCUCCGUAGCAACGAAAUCGAAGACUGUUCUCACCCACUCACGCCGCGUCCUGAGUCGGCUCUUGGAAUACAUACCCCAACUCGUCCGGAGGGAGCGGCGGGGCCGAUGCAGAAGGGAUUUGUAUGAUGCUUCUCAUCCUACUGCACUGCAACGGAUGGAGGAUAUAUAAAAUGGCAGCGGAACGGAGGCAACGAGCUGGGGCCAUCACCCCUUGAUGGCUCCUUAGAGCUGUAGCCCUACCCUUCAAGGUACAAUGAAGCAACCAUCACAUAUGCCGCAAGCUGAAACAGUGACAGCCCUUCGGUCGGCCACAGAGGUACCAACAGAUCCAGCCAUGACUACGAAGCUGGAAGUACCCAUAUCUGCCCGGAGCAAGCGCGACAUGCACCUAUCGCAGUACGUGAUUGUUCCCCUGUCGGCAUUGAUGGUAGCCUUUGCGCUCCUCCCGUGCCUGCUGUACCUUUCGCCGCCGGUUGCUAUCGAGGUUAUAAAAGAGCAAACCGCGCUAAAACCAGCGCUUGAUGAACUGCGCGAGGAGAAUGGAGAACCAUUCAUACUCUCUCGCAUCCGCGCGCCUGUCCACUACAUGAUCUUGCACGCGAUGCCAGCCAUCAUCUGGUCGCUUGCCAUACCGCUGCAGCACUCGGAUGCUGUGCGCAAGCGAUACCCCGUCCUCCAUCGCAACAGCGGCUACACAGCUCUAUUCCUUUCCGCGCUGCUCACUAUCAGCGGUAUAGCCUUCGAAUGGCGUCGGCCAAAGCUGGUAUACACGCACGCCGACCCGUGGCAUCUGCACUCUCUGCCGCUCUCCUUUAUGUUGCCAUUUGCAAGGACACUCAACCUCACGCUCUGCUGGCCAACAUUCGAGGUGGCGUUGUACGUCGUCUCCGUGCCGUUCAUCUACACGCUCACGCGAGCAUUCCAGACGGCUGCGCUCGAGCGUGACUACGUGCAGCACAGACGCUGGGCCGUCGCGCAUUCAAUCGCGGCUUACCUCAUCCAUAUUCAGCGUGUUGCUAUGCUCGUCAUUGAAGCCGGAGCAAUGUUCGUUCAGGCGCAGCCGCGCCUGGCGCGAAUCGUGCUCGGUCUGCCAAGCAUACCAGUACCGUCGCCCGCUGAUGAUCCUUCAGGUCAGAUGCAGACACGAAUCAACCACCAGAUCGAGGUCGCGGGCUUUGCGGCUUCCAUUUGGAUCGCGAGUGUCGUCACCAUGGCGUGGGGCAUUUGGACGUGGACGAAAGCUGGCAAGCCGGAAAUGCGGCUGUGGAUGCGGCAGUGCAGAGGCGCUGUCAUCGGAAACAAGCAAGAGUGAAUGGAAAGGAGCGGCUUACAAAGAACUGUAUCAGAGUAGUUUUGUAUGGCAAUUAUCCUGUAACCUCAGCCUUGAUAAAUGAUCUGAUGAAGUCGAA
This is a messenger RNA of Tilletiaria anomala UBC 951, 1585 nucleotides long. RefSeq lists its product as uncharacterized. Bases 430 to 1488 code for a protein of 352 amino acids. The record is from RefSeq and is a predicted model, not a curated record. The transcript is spliced from 2 exons. Lineage: Eukaryota; Fungi; Basidiomycota; Exobasidiomycetes; Georgefischeriales; Tilletiariaceae.